This is a messenger RNA of Leucoraja erinaceus (little skate), 9204 nucleotides long. RefSeq names its product anoctamin-5-like. The transcript is spliced from 14 exons. Bases 194 to 1993 code for a protein of 599 amino acids. The record is from RefSeq and is a predicted model, not a curated record. NCBI's taxonomy places the organism in Eukaryota, Metazoa, Chordata, Chondrichthyes, Rajiformes, Rajidae. Gene Ontology annotation, biological process: chloride transmembrane transport. Gene Ontology annotation, molecular function: chloride channel activity. Gene Ontology annotation, cellular component: plasma membrane.
UGUGUGUGUGUUUCUAUAGUGUAGAUACUGGAAGAAGUCCCAUGACUCAAAGAGUGAUAAUGAACGAUACAUAUUAUACAAGCGAUGGGCUCGUUUUGGACAAUUCUACAAGGAGCAGCCUCUUAACCUCAUCAGAAAAUAUUACGGGGAGAAGAUUGGAAUAUAUUUUGCGUGGCUCGGAUUCUACACGGAAAUGUUGGGAAUCGCUGGUGCAGUUGGCUUCCUCUGCUUUUUGUACGGCUGCAUAACCAAGGAUGGAAAUGUGUGGAGUGAUGAAAUCUGUGAUGCGGAGAUCGGAGGCAAGAUAAUUAUGUGUCCACUCUGUGACGGCUGUGACUUCUGGAGAUUGAACAUAACCUGUCAGUCAACCAAGAAUUCUCACUUGUUUGACAACGCAGCUACCUUGUUCUUCGCAGUUUUUAUGGGUAUCUGGGUGACUCUGUUUCUGGAGCUGUGGAAGCGGCGACAAGCCAAGCUGGAGUACGAGUGGGACUUGGUGGACUUUGAAGAGGAGCAGCAGCAGCUCCAGAUCCGCCCUGAAUAUGAGGCAAAGUGUAGUCACCACAAGAAAAACCCUGUCACUCAGGAACUUGAGCCUUAUAUACCGUUAUCGAACCAAGCGUUCCGCUGUGUUUUGUCGGGAGCUACGGUCUUGUUUUGGAUCUUUCUAAUCUUGAUCUGUAUCAUUGCGGUGAUCGUGUAUCGGCUGUCCAUGUACGCCUCCUUCGCCAAGAUCACGGGGAGCAUGAAGAAUGUGAAGUACAUCGGCACCUUGUUCACCCCGCAGAUGGUGACCAGCGUCACUGCCUCCAUCCUCAACUUCAUCAUCAUCAUGAUCCUCAACUACUUCUACGAGAGGGUGGCCAUCUGGAUCACCGACCUGGAGAUCCCCAAGACUCACUUUGAGUACGAGAACCGGCUAACGAUGAAGAUGUUCCUCUUCCAGUUUGUCAACUACUACUCUUCCUGCUUCUAUGUUGCCUUCUUCAAGGGCAAGUUCCUGGGCUACCCUGGAAAGUACAACUUCCUAUUCGGCUCGUGGAGGAGUGAGGAGUGUGACCCUGGUGGCUGUCUGAUCGAGUUGACCACCCAGUUGACCAUCAUCAUGGCAGGAAAACAAAUUUGGGGUAACAUGCAGGAGUCACUUUUGCCCUGGAUUAAGAACUGGUGGGUGAGCCGGAAAGCCAGGCACCAUCCGGAGCGUCUGUACUCGCGUUGGGAACAAGACCAUGACUUGCAGGACAUGGGCCAGUUUGGCCUCUUCUAUGAAUAUCUGGAGAUGGUGAUCCAGUUUGGGUUUGUGACACUGUUUGUUGCCUCGUUUCCUCUGGCUCCCGUCCUCGCGCUGCUGAACAACAUCAUCGAGAUCCGCGUGGACGCCUGGAAGUUCAUCACGCAGUUCCGGAGGCCAAUGGCAGCCAAGGCCCACAGUAUCGGGAUAUGGCAACAAAUACUCAACAGUGUGGCCAUCGUCUCUGUCGUCAUCAAUGCUUUCAUCGUGGCUUUCACAUCCGACAUGAUCCCACGCCUGGUGUACAAGUAUGCCUAUUCGGAAAAUCUUGAACACCCAAUGAAAGGAUACAUCAACAACAGUCUCUCGAUCGCCAGCACCUCCGUCUUAGAUGUCAAGUCAUCGUACAACGGCAACAUCACAUCUUGCAGGUAUAAGGAUUAUCGCUACCCCCCUGGCCACAGCUUUGAAUACAGACACAACAUGCAAUUCUGGCACAUUCUGGCUGCAAAAAUGGCCUUCAUCAUCAUCAUGGAGCACGUUGUCUUCCUGGUGAAAUUUUCCAUCGCGGCUUUGAUUCCCGACGUUCCGAGCGAGGUGAAGGCCCGGAUCAAGCGGGAGAAGUAUCUGACGCAGAAGAUUCUUCACGAGUACGAGCUGAACAAACUGCGGGAGACACUGGCGGGCAAGGAGAACGUGGUGGUGAACAAGGAGAUGUCGGCGCAUGCGGAGAAAGUGGAACUCUUGAGCGAGGAGCUCUAGUCCACACUGUCGCCUGAUGUGGGGGGGAAAACCAAGAACGUUUCAGGUUUUUUUUGGGGGGGGAAUAAAUCAAUUUAUUUGAUUCUUCCACAAGGAACAAGAUGGGGAGGAGACAUCAAUUGCGUCUCCACUAAUCACGAUAUCGCUGACACAGCUACCGUCCGGAAAACUGUAUCCCUGGCGAGGAGGCAGUUUCACUGUGUCCGCCAUACUGGGCUUCUGUCGAAACUGACCGACCGACCGACCGCUCACAGUUCCCAUUAUUUGCCUUUCCUCUGAGACGGGACGCUUUGAAUGUGAAUGGACCCUAUUCCCGAAUGUUGCCACUCCAGGUGCAAUGAAAAGUUUGGGUAUAACCAUCAGGAAGAAGGUGAAGUUAUAGGACACCAAGUAUAAUUUGACCAUGUAUUAGAAUCAUGAUGCAAAUCUGUGGAUGGAAUGUAAUUUAUCAUCUGUUUAGAUAAUCACUUGAUCUUGUUUUUUCUCUUUGUUUCUCUAUUUAAACCAUCUUUCUGCUACUUCUCUGUUUUGCCUUUUAUUUUCUUCCUCCCAUAACUUGCCUGCAUAAUUUUUUUCACUAUGAAUACUUGAGCCAUUCCUUUCGUUGCCAUGUUAAAACGCAGCGGAAAUCUUACAGGGGGUUAGGUCAACUAAGAUGGGAAAUAACUGCUGUAUUCUGGUGCCUAGUUUUCACUACUGAUCUCCUGUGAGCCAUCUGGCAUCUAAUUUUUUUGGGGGCAAAAAUAAGUGGAAAAUAUAUUUUUUUUGUUUAAAAUGCACACAGAUCUUAACCCGUCUAGUAAUAUUUUUUGCACUCUCCGAACAUUAGCACAUUGGGGUUAAUCAAAGUCUGCAAAUCGCCAAUGUUCGUAAGUUUCUAAGUUCAUAAAUGAUAGGAGCAGAAUUGGGCCAUUCAGCCCAUCGAGUCUACUCAGCCAUUCAGUCAUAGCUGAUCAAUUUAUGGUCAGAGUCAUAGUGACACAGUGUGGAAACAUGCCCAACUUGCACACACUGGCCAACCUGUCCCAGCUACACUAGUCCCACCUGCCUGCGUUUGGCCCAUAUCCCUCCAAACCUGUCCUAUCCAUGUACCUGUCUACUUGUCUCUUAAACGUGGGGAUAGUCCCUGCCUCAACUACCUCCUCUGGUAGAGGAACAUCAAAGGCAUUGCAAGUUUGCCCAUUACUUGUACAAAUCCAAGAAGACUACUGAUUUAAAAAUAGUUCCCGAAGUACAAGGGGUUGUGAUCUUGUAGGGAAUAGGACCAUUUCUAUGUGUUGGAAGGAACUGCAGAUGCUGGUUUAAACCGAAGAUAGACACAAAAUGCUGGAGUAACUCAGCAGGACAGGCAUCAUUCCUUCUCUCCAGAGAUGCUGCCCGUCCCGCUGAGUUCAGCAUCUUGUGUCUCUCUUCAGGACCAUUUCUGUGUUGGAACCAAGGAAUUAAAUCCAGCAAGAUUUAAGAUGUGUAUCAAGCUUUUCCCAUUGCUUGCUCUAGCAAUAAUAAUCAUGGCUUGACAAAGUAAAGUGGGCACACAGUCUCCUGACGCGGGUAUCUGUCAUUGAAGUCUCCAGUCCGGACACACGCACUUCUGCACACAAUUUACUGCUUCCUGUGUGACUAGCACUGAAUUUAAUACAAAUCUGUGUUUAUUUAGUAUCUGGUAUUAAACCAAAUUUAAAAAAAAUCACAAAAUAAUUCUCAAACUGGCCAUGGAAUCGCUAAAUGCAACUUAAAAAAAAUAAUUUUAAGGUGUUGAAGUUGUACUGAAGUAGACAGUGAGGGUUGCAAAGAAGUUAGAAAAUAGAAAAUAGGUGCAGGAGGAGGCCAUUUGGCCCUUCGAGCCAGCACCACCAUUCAUUGUGAUCAUGGCUGAUCGUCAGCAAUCAAUAACACGUGCCUGCCUUCUCCCCCGUAUCCCUUGAUUCCACUAGCCACUAGAGCUCUAUCUAACGCAAAUUCUAUUGAAGUUGAGCUGAGGUGAAGCAGUGAUUUAUUGAUACUUUGUAGUCACAUGUGCCGAGGUACAGUAAAGUUAAUUGUUUUGGAUACAACCCGGUAAAAUCACACAGCGGACUUCACUGAGGCUGUAGACAGCAGUCAAAGUUACAAGAAGUUCCCUGAAUAAUCCUAUAUCCUGCCUGCCGCCCUACAUCAUUUUGUACACCUUUAUAAGAUCACCACUCAUCCUCCUGCUCUCCAAAGAAUAAAGCACGAGCUAUAUUGUGAGCAAUUGUGGCCACCAUAUCUGUGGAAGGAUGUGCCGGCUCUGGAGAGGGUCCAGAGGAGGUUUACAAGAUUGAUUUCAGGAAUGAGUGGGUUAACCUAUGAUGAGGGUUUGUCGGCACUGGGCCUGCACUCGCUGGAGUUUAGAAGAAUGAGGGUGAGACCUGCAGAAUUGAAACUUGCAGAAUAGUGAAAGGCUUGGAUCCAGUGGAUGUGGAGAGGAUGUUUCCACUAGUGGGAGAGUCCAAGACCAGAGGUCACAGCUUCAGAAUUAAAGGAUGUUCUUUUAGGAAGAAGAUGAGGAGGAAUUUCUUUCGUCAGAGGGUGGUGAAUCUGUGGAAUUCUUUGCCUUGGAGGCCAAGUCAGUGGAUAUAUUGAAGGCAGAUAUUGAUAGAUUCUUGAUUAGUACGUGUGUCAGGGGUUAUGGGAAGAAAGUAGACAAAAGUGCUGGAGAAACUCAGCAGGUGCGGCAGCAUCUAUGGAGCGAAGGAAAUAGGCAACGUUUCAGGCCGAAACCCUUCUGGAGAAUGAGGUUAGGAGGGAGAGAUAGAUCAGCCAUGAUUGAAUGGCAGAGUAGACUUGAUGGGCCGAAUGGCCUAAUUCUACUCCUAUCACUUAUGAUCUUUAACUUUUCUAUUAACACCGCCUCUACUCAUUUCCCACCCACUUCACCCCACUCGAUCAACAGCUUCCAGUUUGAGAACUAUCUCUAUGUCCUAUUGUCCUGAAAGUGGAAGAAACUUGAAUACAGACGUGUGUAAUUUAAACAAACAAAUGGAAGGCCAAUCCAAUGUGCCUGUUUGCUGAAUGUAGUUUUAGGGGCCCUAACAAUGGUCACAUCCUAGCUUUAACAUUCUUUUAAGAAUGAUUUGAAAGAGGUUGCAACAUCUGGAAAAAAAUAUUGGUGACAUUCUACCUAAAAUGGUCAGCUUCUCGACUGAGAACUCAUUAGUUUUUCUGCUUGGGAUGAUGCAAUGCUUUCCCCCCAACAAUUAAUUAUAAGGGUAUCUUCCUUGAUCAUGUAAGCCGUCACAUAAAAUUGAGACUCGGAAUGUUUUUCAGCUCAAUGGAAGAAAGCCAUUGAGUUGUGUCUAUUCGACACUUGGGUCUAUUAUGGGUGGUAGGUAUUAUCCAUCUUUGGUCAUUCGAUGGACAAUAGGUGCAGGAGUAGGCCAUUCGGCCCUUCGAGCCAGCACUGCCGUUCAAUGUGAUAACUGCUGAUCAUCCAAUAUCAGUACCCCGUUCCUGCCUUCUCCCCAUAUCCCCGUGAUUUCAUUUGCCCUAAGAGCUCUAUCUAACUCUCUCUUGAAAACAUCCAGUGAAUUGACCUCCACUGCCUUCUGGGGCAGAGAAUUCCACACAUCCGAUCAUCCCCAAUCAGUUCCUGCCUUCUCCCCAUGUCCCCUGACUCCACUAUCUUUAAGUGCCCUAUCUAGCUCUCUCUUGAAAGCAUCCAGAGAACCGGCCUCCACUGCCCCCUGAGGCAGAGAAUCCCACCACUGCUCCUUUGAAGGCUGUAGAGGAGCCAGGCUUUGAGAGAAAAGUGUGUACCAUUGAGAGCAGCAACAUCGGACAAAUCUCCACCCUCAAUGCCAUGUUGACAAAGGGGCUGGAUAUUGGCGCUCAUGUGAGUUAUGAUUCUCCAAAUGAAGGAUUUCCUUAUGGAAUGCCUGUGCUAGUAUUACACCUCCCAAACAGUGUGUUGAACUCGUCGUCAAACGCAAUGGGAAUGAUUUGAAGAUCGACAAAGAAUGUUUACUUUGCUUCUCCAGCCCACAAGUUGUGUGUGCGUUGGAUAAUUCUUCAUUGUCUAGUUUUCGCCUCAUUGGCUGCUGUUUUAGAAUUCAUGUUCAUCAGAGAUAGGAGCCAUCAAGUCCACUCCGCCAUUCAAUCACGGCUGAUCUAUCUCUCCCUCCGAACGCCAUUCUCCUGCCUUCUCCCCGUAACCCCUGACACCCGUACUGAUCAAGAAUCUCUCUAUCUGUGCCUUAGAAAUAUCCACUGACUUGGCCUCCACAACCUUCUGUGGCAAUGAGUUCCACCAGCCACUGGCUAAGGAAAUUCCUCCUCAUCUCCUUCCUAAACGAAUGUCCUUUAAUUCUGAGUCUCUGACCUCCGGCCUUAGACUCUCCCACUAGUGGAAACAUCCUCUCCACAUCCACAACUUUAGUUGUACUGAUUCGCUGAAGUCCAGAAUUUCACAGUUCCCAUUUCCCAAAGACAAGGUGGACCUGGUUUCUGUAUUCUGAUGGGCACUCAUUUAUUAGUUUUGUCUAAUUGAUUAGCAGAGGUUUUGUGCAGGGAGGUAGUGGAUUAUGAAUAUUCUAAUUUGUAGGUCAUUCAUAGCAAUUAAUACAGCAUGAACAUGUCUUGUGAAUUAGAUGAGAAAAACUGUGUUAGAUAUUUUCCAGGUGUACCUGUACCAUGGAUAGAACAUCCUAGGACUCAAAGUUCUGGAGUAAGUCAGCACUACAGGCAGCAUACCAAGAGAACAUGGAUAGGUGGUGUGAGAGGUGAUUACAAAGGCCACCUAUCCACUUGCACCUCCUCCAACCUCAUCUACUGUAUCCGUUAUUCAAGAUGUGGACUCUUCUACGUCGGCGAGACCAAACGCAGACUGGGCGAUCGUUCCGCGGAACACCUUUGCUCAGCCCGUGUGAACCUACCUGAUCUCCCAAUUGCUGAACAUUUUCAUUCUCCUUCCCAUUCCCACACUGACCUUUCUGUCCUCAGCCUCCUCCAUUGUCAGGUUGAGGCUAAACGCAAAUUGGAGGAACAGCAUCUCAUUAUUUCAAUUGGAGGAACAGCAUUUCAGCUUACAGCCCAGUGGUAUGAAUAUUGAUUUUUCUCACUUCAGGUAGCCCCGGCAUUCUCUCUAUCCCUCCCCCACCCAAGUUGCCAGCAGUUUCACAUUUUCACCCAACAAACAACUAACAAUGGCCUGCUUCCAUUAUCAUUGUUACUUUUCUGCUUAUAUUUCAUUAUUCUUUAUCUCUCCACAUCAUCAUCUAUAUCUCCCAUUUCCCUUAUCCCUAACCAGUCUGAAGAAGGGUCUCGACCCGAAACGCUACCCAUUCCUUCUCUCCAGAGAUGCUGCCUGUCCCGCUGAGUUACUCCAGCUUGCUGUGUCUAUCAUCAACUAUCCAAGAUCUCCAGGUACACUGCCUGACCCGUUGAGUUACUCCAGCACUUUGUGUCCUUUUGUGUAUUAACCAACAUCUGCAGUUCCUCAUUUCUAAAGCUCGAUUAGCUAUGCUAAUUUUCUUUUUCUAUUAUUGCAUGAUUAUUAACAAAUGUCAUUAGAAAUGGCUCAAAAACAAUCUGUAGUUCACUGCAGGCAAGAUGUACAGAAUGAUUCCACAAUGGUUUUCACAGUACGUGCUAAUUCACUCCAGGUUACUUCGAGAAAAUGCUUGUGCAUUUGUGUGAAGAGCUUUUUCGUUUUAAAAAAAAAUACUUUUAUAAAUGCUUAAAUUGAACAAAUUAUUUUGAGUUUGCAUCUUUAACAAAUCUGAAUGGAAAUCAGCCAAGAAAUACAAAAUAAUAUUUUGAAGCAUUUGCACUACAAAAAUAACCAUAUGAAUGUUCGGAGAUGGAAUUGUGGAUGAUCAGCCACGAUCAGAUUGAGUUGGGGUGCUGGCUCGAAGGGCCGAAUGGCCUACUCCUGCACCUAUUGUAUAUUGAAAUAAUCCAUUACGAUGCAUUUAAAUCACAAAAUUUCAAGCAAUUGGAUGUUGUGUCGAUGUGGCGAUUUGAAUUUCAUAUAAUAUUUGUAGAAUUGCUGUAUAUAUUAAAUAUGUCGCUAUCUAAUCUUGUAACAAUUACUUGACUAAGUUGUAGUAAUGAAGUUGGCUGUAACUUAAAUGGCUGAAGUGUUUUGUAAAAACAAAUACAGGUGCCUUCAAAGGAAACCUCGUAGAACAUAAAAAAUAUUAAAUAUGUACAUUAAAUAUGACUGUUACUAAGGGGGAGGAAUGAUCUUUGGCUGCCAGUAUUAAUAGGAUAUUUUAUACUCUCCUUGCAGUGCCUUUGAAGCCAAUGUAAGCAAAUGUGGGGAGAUGAGUAGAUGAUCAGGAUCCACACACAGUUAGCAUGGGCGACCAAAAACACAUCAUUCCCCUGCUCAAUACUUUAUCCCACCUUGGCACGGCAGCUUCACUACCAGCUUCUUUGCACACUGUAAACUCCAAAGUUUCCAAAGGUUUCUCUGGUACAUUCAUCCCUUGUGAAUCCGAUUCUGGUUUGUAACCAAGAUGAAUGCAAAGUGCUGGAGUAACUCGGCAGGUCAGGCAGCAACACUGGAGAAUGUGCAUUGGCAACCAGAGUGUCUCCUAUCCAAGUUGUAAAAACAUAGAAACAUAGAAAAUGGGUGCAGGAGUAGGCCAUUUGUCCCUUUGAGUUAGCACCGCCAUUCUAUAUGAUCAUGGCUGAUCAUCCAUAAUGUUCCUGCUUUCUCCCCAUAUCCCUUGAUUUUGUUUGCCCUAAGAGCCAUAUCUAACUCUCUCUUGAAAACAUCCAGUGAAAUGACCUCCACUGCCUUCUGUGGUAGACAAUUCCACACAUUCCCAAUUCUCUGGGUGAAAAUGUUUUUCCAGAGAUGUCGCCUGACCCAAUGAGUUACUCCAGCAUUUUGAGUAAUUUUUUGGUAUAAAUCGGCAUUUGCCGUUCCUUGGUGUUGUUACACUUGGAUUCUAAGAGUUGAGCAAAAUUACUUUCAAGUAUCCAAGAACUGAUACACCUUCGUUACCAUCACAGUAAGCCAUAUUUAAUAUAUAUGUAUAUAAAACGCACAGUACAUAUAUGGGACAGUAUUAUCCUACUUUGUGAAGAAUCUCGCUUGUCACCACCAGAUAUUCUUGAGCAGCUUUGACUUCCAGAUGAAAUGGCUGGAAGAGAGGUGAAAAUGUCAGUGUAUUUCCUGACUGCUAAACUAUCUGGUUAUCUAUGUAUUUAUGAAUAAAAUAUUUUGUUCCAACUAAAGCAAA